This is a messenger RNA of Ogataea haglerorum, 510 nucleotides long. RefSeq lists its product as uncharacterized. Lineage: Eukaryota; Fungi; Ascomycota; Pichiomycetes; Pichiales; Pichiaceae. The transcript has 2 exons. The coding region runs from base 1 to 510 and encodes 169 amino acids. The record is from RefSeq and is a predicted model, not a curated record.
AUGAGCGGGCUCCUAUACAAGGCAUUGCUGAAAAAAGUGAGUGACCCUUAUAACGAAAUAAUUCCACCCGAUGAACUAAAGUUCUGGCAGCGCAAGGGAGCUAAAAGAAGAAAGAAUAUUCCAUCGCAGUACACGCCCCGUGACCGCAAGACCCUGAAGUCGGUCAGAGAUAGAGCAUAUCACCUGGACCAGUGCUUCAGCGUGGCAGGCAUCAGAUUUGGAUACAGCGCAAUCAUAGGGUUCAUACCAAUGAUUGGCGAUUUGGUCAAUGUGGUUUUCUCGCUGGCUCUCAUUCGCAAAGCAAAAGAAAUCGAGGGCGGGUUGCCAGACAUGGUAGCAAUCAAAAUGGCAGCCAACGUCUUGAUAGACUUUUUGAUAGGUCUGAUUCCAUUUGUCGGUGACUUUAUCAACAUCGCUUACAAAGCGAACACCAGGAACUUUCAAUUGCUCGACGAGCAUCUGGUGAAGAAAUACAGUAUUGCCCUGAGCCAGGUACCCGAGCACCGAUGA